CAGGAGUUAUUAUAGUAUUUGUACUCAAAUAGCCAUUAUAUUUACACUUAUUGUAGUAGAACUUGUACUGGUGGGAGAACUAGUUAUUGUGCUUGUAGUAACAGGAGGCAUUUGUACUUAUUGUUGUAAUAUUGCUUAUAGAUUAGUAGUUGUUACAGCUAUCACAAUAAUAGUACUCCAGCAUAAAUAUUUUCUAAAUGUACAAUAGCUCUAAAAGUAUUUGUAGUUUUGAGAUAGAUAUUGUUCGUGCAUGUAUAGUCAACCCAAUUGUUAUAGUUGCUUCAGUACCUAUAACAGCAUCAACUUAUAUAGCAUCAACAACUAGAGUAGAGUUUAAGCAGAGUCCAGUAAAAUGCAGGACUACGAGGAGUCGGUGUCGUUCCUGGGGACCUGGGGCCCGUUCCAGAGGAGAGUCUUCUUCCUGCUCUGUCUCACCGCUAUUCCAUGUGGCUACAACCUCCUGUCUGUCAUCUUCCUGCUGGCUAGCCCCCCCCACCACUGCCACAUCCCAGCCCACAGCAAUCUGAGCGAAGAGUGGAUCCAGGCCAGCAUCCCACUACAGCAGGUGGCCGGGUUGACGGAGAGGAGCAGUUGUAGCCGGUAUGAGCUGGACCUGGUGCAGAACCUGUCUGCAAUGGGAACCAGACCCAGCCUAGGCCAGAUCCAGAACCUCUCUGGAUCUGGUCCAGAGGUCGUCCUCUCCGGUCUGAAGCAGGAGGGCUGUAAAGAUGGAUGGAUCUACAGUACAGAGUUCUACCAAUCCACUGCUGUCACAGAGUUUAACCUUGUGUGCAGUGACCAGUGGAAACAACCUCUGACCUCUCUUGUGUACUUCCUGGGAGGGGUGUGCGGAUGCUUCGUCUCUGGCCAGAUCUCUGACCGGUUUGGCAGGAAACCUGUUCUGUUCGGCUCUAUCGCCAUGCUUAGCAUCUUCAGCGGCGCUCUGGCUUUCGCUCCGUCCUGGUCCGUCUUCACUGUGCUCUUCUUCAUGCUGGGCAUGGGUCAGAUCGCCUGCUACAUAGUUGUAUUUGUACUAGGUUCAGAGAUCCUGAUUGGUUCAAGCAGAGUUCUCUUCUCCAGCUUGUUUUUGCCUUUUGUCUACGUGAUCGCUAUGAUGCUGCUGCCUGGCACUGCCUACCUGGUCAGGAACUGGAGACAGCUGUCACUGGCCAUGACCGUGCCCGGUCUCGCCUGUAUUCCCCUUUGGCGGCUGGUGCCAGAGUCCCCUCGCUGGUUGGUGUCUCGUGGCCGUUUGCGGGAAGCAGAAUUCAUACUGAGGUCAGCAGCUCUGAACAACCAAGUGGAACCUCCAGACGUCAUCUUCCUGUCAGCCAACGUUGAAAAGACAAUAAGCCAGAAGGCAGAGUCCCUCAGCUUCCUGGACCUGCUGAGGACCACGAACAUUCGAUAUAUCACACUCAUUCUGUGGCUCAUCUGGUUUUCUAUUAGCGUAAGCUACUUUGGGUUGUCAUUCAACAUGUCUAGCCUCUAUGGAAACCCCUUCCUAAACUACUUCCUGCUGUCGGCCAUUGAGCUCCCAGCAUAUGUCACUAUCUGGCUGGCGGCACGCAGUCUUCCUCGUCGCCUGUCAUUUAUAUCAUUCACCUUGCUGGGGGUGCUAGCACUGCUCCUCAUCCAGGUCACUCUGCACAGUCAGCCAGCUUUCACCCUGGCCCUGGUGCUGCUGGGUAAAUUUGGCAUUAUGGCUGGCACCGGGAUGUUGUAUAUAUACACUGGUGAACUGUCUCCCACGGUCAUCAGAAACACAGCAAUGUCGACAUGCGCCAUGUUCUCCAGAGCGGGGUCCGCUGUUUCUCCAUACCUGCUGCAGCUGGCUGUGUUCUAUCCGUUCCUGCCGUGGAUCGUUGUGGCUUCUCUGUCGCUGCUCAGCGUUUUCCUCUGCAUCUUCCUGCCGGAAACAUUCAGGCAGCCGCUUCCUGACACCAUUCAACAGAUGCCGCCCACACAGAGGUUCUGGUUGCCAUGGGCCUCCACCCCUCCUCCAAAGGAUGAUGGGAAAUCAACUAAAGAGCAGGCCACUGCACCCGAAAUCAUCUGCACAACUCGCCUAUAAGACUGCUGACACACAAACAAAUGAAAAAGUAAAACUACAGACAACACUUAAACUGCCCAAAACAUCAAAACUGUUGUAUUUUAUAAAAGAGAUUUUAUUCUAUUAUGACAGGAUGGUGGUGUAGUUUCUUGUGUCCACCAGGUGGUGACUUGUGAACACUUGGAAAGGACCUGCAGAGCCUUUUGUGAUGCAUUCACUGACACCUUAAGAAGCAACUAUAGUUUAUGGUUAUUCCAUACAGUAAGGGAAUCUCAUGCAAAGCUUUGCUGAAAAUAAAGAGUCACAAAACAACUGAAUGUAUUUUUCCAUUAAAGUCAAUGGAAAGAACGAAAGAAGAAAGAAAUUUUAAAAACCGUUACUCAGAAUCACACAGCAGGUUACUUCAAUUACUGUAGAUCUAGUUUACUGUGUUGCUGCUCAUGGAUGAAACACUGGUGCAUGAAUUCAAGUCAAUUCAAUUAUUAUUUAUAUAGCACCAAAUCAUAACAUACUUUACGAAGUAAGGUCAAGACUUACAGCACUAUAGAGACAAACCCAACUGUUCCCACCAUGACCAAACACUCGGUGACAGCGAAGAGGAAAAACUCCCUUAACAGGAGGGGGGGGGGGGGGGGGCGU
Molecule: messenger RNA, 2692 nt
Organism: Seriola dumerili (greater amberjack)
Lineage: Eukaryota; Metazoa; Chordata; Actinopteri; Carangiformes; Carangidae
Product: solute carrier family 22 member 5-like
Exons: 11
Coding region: 353-2074 (573 amino acids)
Biological process (GO): transmembrane transport
Cellular component (GO): membrane
Molecular function (GO): transmembrane transporter activity
Source: RefSeq, a predicted model, not a curated record